Molecule: messenger RNA, 1102 nt
Organism: Gymnodraco acuticeps
Lineage: Eukaryota; Metazoa; Chordata; Actinopteri; Perciformes; Bathydraconidae
Product: treacle protein-like
Exons: 10
Coding region: 124-936 (270 amino acids)
Molecular function (GO): protein binding
Source: RefSeq, a predicted model, not a curated record
UCGAAGGGGGCGUGUGUCAGAGGCUCAUGGCUGCACUCUAAAUAGCGAGCAUGAAGUGAACUGUUAAUAACAUAAUAUAAUAUUCCAGUUUUUCGCUGGUUUCUCCGCCGUCAGUCGUACAUAAUGGCUUCAGAGGAAGACGCCACGCUGCUGUUCCUCAUCUUCCAGCACCUCAAGGUGCACGGAUACAAGAAAGCUGCCAAGGUGCUGGAGAAACACAUUGCUCAGGUGGAAACUCCAGAGGAGACCCCCAACCUUCAUGAGAUCUACUCAGGCUGGAUGAAGCUGUACUCUCUAGCUCAGGAUGCCAAGCAGGAGGCAGAAGACGGCGCUCAUCUGAAGAAGAACGGCAUCAAACCAGAACCUGCCACCAGCGAAGAAGAAGAUGUCGCAGACGCCAAACUCAACAACAUCACCCAGGAAAAUCAUGUGGAUGCAAAACCUCCAGCUGAGUCCAGGACAGACGUUAAGGAGUCUGCGGAGGUGCUCGGUGAGGAGAGAGAAGAGGAGUCGGUCUCUGAGCAGCUGCUACCUCCUGCAGGAGAAACAAAAACAACAGACCCAGAGAGUGAGGAAGGAGAAAAGAAAGAGGAGGAAACGAUUGCAGAGGAACAGUCAGCUCCAGUAGAAGAGGCACCUGAAGCGGCAGGGGAAGAGGUCGAGCCCAGAGCAGCGAUCUGUGAUCAGCCCGACGCAGCCCUGACCCCCGGAGAGGAGCAGAGGGAGACGCAGGAGUCAGAAGCAGCCACAGAUGAAGCCUCUGCAUUGGAGCAGACAGCUGUCAAUCAAACUGAGGCCUCAGAAGAAGGGGAGGGCAGCGCUGCGGAGCAGACCGAGCCCGACCUACAGAGGCUCAGGAGACCAAGGAGCAGCAGGAUGAGGCUGAAGCCACUCCCCCUGCAGACCCUGUUUCUGAGAACCCACAAGAAGAGGUAGAGGAGACAUCUAAGGACGGUGACCUUGCAUCCCCGCUGACAGCUGAAGUCCAGACGAAGUCCCCCGAGGAUCCCGACACUGAAGCCGAAAAAGCAACUAUGGAGGAGCAAGUAGAGCCAGAAGUCUUCAUCAUCCUCACAGAGGACGAGGAGGCUGUUACUCCGAA